GACCGAUAAGACACAGACUCAUCAGAUUCGUUCCAUCUUUGUUGAGAUGCGGAUGCGACUCGGUCCAGUAAUUUUAGUUUUCUGUUCGUGUCAUUUGCAACUCGCCUCACUGCUAUCAGUCGCCCUUCGUGCUAAUCUUUAGAGUGCAUCCACAAGUUCCAUUACUAUACAAUUGUGCGUAAAAAGGAAGAAAGUGACGUUUGAUCCUAGGAUAUUGUUUUAUUUUUAAUUUAUCAGCUCGACAAGCUUCUAUUAUUCUACGAUGGAGACAGUGUGAACUAAUUUUGUGAUCAUCGGUUUACUCAGUGUUUGUUCACUAACUAGUUAUUCACUGCUGAACCCGCACGUGCCAAGUGAACUUUCAGAUCCGUAACUUCACCGCGACCGUUACUUAUGCGGUAUAGUAUUGAAAUAUUUAUUGCCUUUCUGCAAUUUAUGAUUCGUAAAUUUAACCACAUUGAGACGAAAUUCGCGUUCCCGAUAGUGACGAAGUAGGGUUAUACCUAGACGAAGGAAAUUGGUUUCUCCCGUUGCCCUGAUCAGGCAAUCCGCUGCAAAGUUUGAAUGAGCAGGAGGGAAGGAACGAAUAUAGUGAUACCUGGUUACGCCAUUGAAGGGGGUGAAGGAAGUUGCUAGCGAGUAGAAGGACACGCAAUCCAAUCGUGGGAAAGAUCCGGACGACAGCUUUCAUACUUGGUGUGGCGGUAGUAUCGUAUAUAGGGAGAAAAGGCAGCAAGAGCCUCGGUAAAGGACCACCAUGGACAACGAUAAGGAGCACACUCAGGUUCUGAUUAUCGAACCGAAGAAAAACUAUGGAAGCGCUGCCAAUGCCACCGAUGUUGCUUGGACUACGAAGCCACUGCAGCAGCAGAGAUCAGUUAUCUAUUGUGUGCAUGGAAAACUGGCGCAAUCCUGCUGUGAACUACCGGACGACCUGAACAUUAGGAAAAUUGAGUCACACUGUCACCGGCCGAGGACCGACGGAGUGGAUAAGGUCGCCAGGAAGAAAUUAAUUAUAGCCAGCGUACUGUGCGUUAUCUUCAUGAUAGCUGAGAUAAUAGGGGGCGUCUACUCCAACAGCCUGGCAAUAGCAACAGAUGCAGCGCAUUUAUUAGCCGACUUGGCCAGCUUCAUGAUAUCGCUGUUCGCGCUCUGGAUCGCAGCGAGACCGUCCACCAAGAGGUUAUCAUUCGGAUGGCAUCGGGCCGAGGUGAUUGGAGCUCUGACGUCGGUCCUAAUGAUUUGGGUCGUGACAGCGAUUCUGUUCUAUAUGGCCAUCAUGAGAACGAUUGAACGGAACUUCGAGCUGGAUGGGAAGGUGAUGCUGAUCACUUCCGGAUUGGGGAUUCUCGUGAAUAUCAUCAUGGGAGCCACGCUGCACACCCACGGCCACAGUCAUUCAUCGCCGUCGCUGAACGACAGCAAGCAUGCCAGCUCGAGCAACGGUCACAGUCACAGCCACAGCCACAACCACAACGAGGGAUACACGGAGGAAAACAUCAACGUGCGGGCGGCCUUCAUCCACGUGCUGAGCGACUUUGUGCAAAGUCUCGGCGUGUUCAUUGCAGCUCUCGUCAUCUACUUCAAACCGGAGUGGAGCAUUAUCGAUCCGGUGUGUACGUUCCUGUUCUCGAUUCUGGUGCUGGCAACCACCAUUGCCAUCAUGAAGGAUGCACUGUUGGUCCUGAUGGAAGGUACGCCAAAGUAUCUUGAUUACACCGAGGUGAUGCAGGUAUUCCUUCAGAUCGAGGGUGUCGUACGGGUGCAUAAUUUAAGAAUAUGGGCGCUUAGCAUCAACAAGAUAGCGCUGUCGGCUCAUUUGGCUGUCGCCCCGAAUACGAACACGGAAGCAGUACUCCAGCAAGCAACACGUUCCGUUCAUGCAAAAUAUGAUUUUUUCGAAACCACACUGCAAAUCGAGGAGUUCCAGGCAGACAUGGAAGAUUGCAAUCAAUGUACGAACCCGAUGUGAGGCUGCCCCUGGUGCUGGUACCGGUGCCGGAUGUGGAUUGGAAGCGAAUCGUGGGAAAACUAGAUGGCGAGGAAGGCAGCUUUUAUCUCUUUGGGGUGCUUCUGGCUGCUGUGUACCGUACGUAAAGGAAGGAAGGAAAGCUAAGUCGGUUAAAGUGAAGUCAAGUGUAUAUGUGUGAUGUGAAACAGAUAGGAAUAAUACAAUCAGGAAUACAGCAGCGCAGUUGGUAGGUAAACAAUCAUAAACUUAUUUGUAUUCAGACGAUACAAGACCAGUAAUGAAAGAUGAAAAAUCCAAAAGAACGCUGCAAAUAAAAACAGGCGCCCAAAAGCCUAAACAUGUGAA
Messenger RNA from Topomyia yanbarensis, 2317 nucleotides. RefSeq names its product proton-coupled zinc antiporter SLC30A2-like. The record is from RefSeq and is a predicted model, not a curated record. Gene Ontology annotation, cellular component: plasma membrane. Gene Ontology annotation, biological process: zinc ion transmembrane transport; response to zinc ion. NCBI's taxonomy places the organism in Eukaryota, Metazoa, Arthropoda, Insecta, Diptera, Culicidae. Gene Ontology annotation, molecular function: zinc ion transmembrane transporter activity. The transcript has 8 exons. The coding region runs from base 758 to 1972 and encodes 404 amino acids.